This is a messenger RNA of Pseudomyrmex gracilis, 1375 nucleotides long. Its product is annotated as putative nuclease HARBI1. The record is from RefSeq and is a predicted model, not a curated record. Bases 236 to 1375 code for a protein of 379 amino acids. NCBI's taxonomy places the organism in Eukaryota, Metazoa, Arthropoda, Insecta, Hymenoptera, Formicidae. The transcript is spliced from 4 exons.
GGGUGCGUUCAGACAACUCAACUGUUGCGCGAUUGCUCAGUGAGCGGAAAGUAAGCAAGAAAUAUUAUUCUGAACGGCUUCUUUUGGCUGCGUUCAGAGUGUGACAUGUUACAUUAUUAACAUAACCAAAACCUGAAUAACUAACCACUACUCAAUAACUAACCACUUUUUAAAAGAAAAAGUAUUUAUUGAGCAUUGUAAAGAGUGCUUAAUAUUAAUACAUAUCGUAAUAAUAAUGAAUUUCAACAAUCUGAUACUUGCCGAAUUAUUAGAUGAUGAUAUUGUACAAAUAAAUUUUAUUAAAUUGUUAAUUGAAGAAGAGUUAAAUCAGUUACUACUGCCAAAUAAUUUAGACAAACGUGGCAUACGACAGAAAAAUGAAAAUUAUUACGAAGAAAUAGUUCCAUUAUAUAGUACCUCUUUAUUUAAAGAACAUUUCAGGAUGUCUCGAACAGCUAUAGAUGAAUUAGUAAAUAUAAUUGGUAAUGCUAUGAUAAAAAAUCAAAAUCAACCAGUUGAUUUGACGAAAAAAGUAUUGUUCACAAUUUGGAUUUUAGCAAAACAAGAAAGUUAUUUGGCAGCAGGCGACAGAUUCAAUAUAGCUAAAAGCACAGGACACAGUAUAGUGAAAGAAAUUGUUUCAGUAUUAACUAAUUUAAUACCUAAUUUUAUUGUAUGGCCAGAUAUGAACAAGUGCAACAUAUCAUCUAGUGUUUUCCAACAGCGUUCCAAUGGUUUUCCAGGUGUCAUAGGUGCAAUCGACGGCUGUCAUAUACAAUGUAAAGCACCUGCUCAUAAUGCCAAUGAUUUUUAUAAUAGAAAAGGAUUCCAUUCUAUUAUUUUGCAAGGUGUAUGUGAUCACAAAGCGCGUUUUAUUAAUAUAUUUAUUGGAUUACCAGGACGAAUGCAUGACUCUUGUGUUUUUAGAUACAGUACUUUAUAUAGACAAAUGAGAAAUACAGAACAGCCUGUAUUACCGCCACAACUACAUCUAAUUGCAGAUGCAGCAUAUCCUCUAUUAAUUAACUUAAUGACACCGUUUCGAGAUACGGGUCAUUUGAGUAAAGAGCAACUAUUGUAUAAUACAAAACUGUCUUGUAUUCGUAGCAUAAUUGAAAGAACCUUUGGGUUUUUGAAAGGAAAAUUUCGGAGACUUCGUUACUUAGACAUUAAUGAUUUCGAACUUGGUCAAAAAAUGAUUGGAGCUGCGUGUGUGUUACACAAUUUUAUGAUUGACAAAGAAGAACUCAAUAUCGAAGAAGACAGAGAUAUAGAAAAUGAAAUAUUAUUAAACAUUGCUGAUAAUGAGUAUCCAGAUGUAAGGAAUGCUAUGGCAAUCGCAAAACGGAAUAACAUAAUGUAUCAGAUGAGAUAA